This is a messenger RNA of Phycodurus eques (leafy seadragon), 4184 nucleotides long. It is a transcript of the gene ptbp1a, whose product is annotated as polypyrimidine tract binding protein 1a. Gene Ontology annotation, cellular component: nucleus. Gene Ontology annotation, biological process: regulation of RNA splicing; regulation of cell differentiation; mRNA processing. The transcript is spliced from 16 exons. Gene Ontology annotation, molecular function: mRNA binding. The record is from RefSeq and is a predicted model, not a curated record. The coding region runs from base 60 to 1787 and encodes 575 amino acids. Lineage: Eukaryota; Metazoa; Chordata; Actinopteri; Syngnathiformes; Syngnathidae.
AAAAUCAAGCAAGUCUGCCGCCCUACCUUCGCCUCAGACCUGCAGUUUUUUCUUGUGCAAUGGACGGCCGCCUAGAUGCUGACUUGUACCCUCUGGGAUCCGGCUACGUCCCUGAAAUCGACAGUGUCCAUGAUAUAUCAGUUGGCACGAAGAGAGGAUCUGACGAGCUCUUUUCUUCCUGCUUAUCCAACGGGCCCUAUAUCAUGAACUCGGCCAAUGGCAACGACAGCAAAAAAUUCAAGGGUGAUGUCCGCAGUCCCGGUGUUCCGUCACGCGUGGUUCACCUACGCAAGCUGCCCUGCGACAUAAACGAGGCUGAGGUCAUCGGGCUCGGUUUGCCUUUUGGGAAAGUCACUAAUCUGCUGAUGCUGAAAGGGAAAAACCAGGCGUUCCUGGAGUUGAACAGUGAAGAGUGUGCCCAGACCAUGGUGAGCUACUACUUGUCUGUAACCCCCGUCAUCAGGAACCACCCCAUUUACAUGCAGUACUCCACCCACAAAGAGCUGAAGACGGACAACUCCCCCAACCAAGUGCGCGCCCAGGCUGCUCUGCAGGCGGUCAACGCUCUGCACGGCGGCGGCGGGAUCACCGGCAUGGCAAUCGCGGCGGACGCGAGCAGCCUAGCUGGCGGCGGCGCUCAAAGCCCCGUUCUCAGAGUCAUAGUGGAGAACCUGUUCUACCCGGUCACUCUGGACGUACUGCACCAGAUAUUUUCCAAAUUCGGCACAGUGCUGAAGAUCAUCACAUUCACAAAGAACAACCAGUUCCAGGCUCUCAUCCAGUAUGCAGACGCCAUGAUGGCCCACAGCGCCAAAUGUCUGGACGGGCAGAACAUCUACAACGCCUGCUGCACCCUUCGAAUCAGCUUCUCCAAGCUCACCAACCUGAACGUCAAGUACAACAACGACAAGAGCAGAGACUACACUCGUCUGGAUCUGCCCACCGCUGACGCUCAGCCCACCUUGGACCACCAGGCCAUGGCAACUGCCGCGUUUGCUGCUCCAGGUAUAAUAUCUGCCUCUCCGUACGGAGGCGCUCAUGCAUUCUCACCAACCUUUGCCUUCCAGCAAGCAGGUCUUGCGAUGCCCGGCAUCCCCAGCGCCUUGGCGUCUCUGGGCGUCGGGCACGGCGGCAUGGCGGCGGCAGCCGCCGCCGCCAGUCGCCUCAGCCUUGCCGGGCUCGCUGCCGCCGGCGGACACAACGUCCUGUUGGUCAGCAAUCUGAACCCGGAGAGCGUUACGCCACACUGCCUCUUUAUUCUUUUCGGUGUGUAUGGCGACGUGAUGAGAGUCAAGAUCCUGUUCAAUAAGAAAGAGAAUGCUCUGAUCCAGAUGGCCGAUGGCACCCAGGCUCAGCUAGCAAUUAGCCACCUGAACGGCCAGCGGCUGCAUGGCAGGGCCAUCCGGGUGACUGUGUCCAAGCACACCACGGUCCAGUUGCCGCGAGAAGGCCAGGAAGACCAGGGCCUGACCAAGGACUACAGCAACUCGCCGCUGCAUCGCUUCAAAAAGCCGGGGUCCAAGAACUACUCCAACAUCUUUCCACCUUCCGCCACGCUCCAUCUGUCCAACAUACCGCCUGCUGUGGUGGAGGAAGACCUCAAGAGGCUUUUUGCCAGCUCAGGAGCCACAGUCAAAGCCUUCAAGUUCUUUCAAAACGAUCGCAAGAUGGCCUUGAUCCAGAUGGGCUCGGUCGAGGAGGCCAUCGAGUGCCUGAUUGAGUUCCACAACCACGACCUGGGAGAGAACCACCACCUCAGAGUGUCCUUCUCCAAAUCCACCAUCUGAGUGCCUUCAGCUCCCCUCCCGAAGCUUAUUUACCGUCUUGAUUGCACCCUAUUCUUCGGGUCGCUCUCAGUGGAAAUUACAGGUUUCGCAGCUGUUUCUUUGCAGAAAGUGGCUCCCCUUAAAUGUUAGGUUUGGGUAUCAAAACAGAUUUUUCUUUUUUCUUUUUAUGAUCCCUUUUUAUAUGUAAGAAAAAUGACACCGGGUAUGUUAAUCUGAGAAACACCUAUUUGGUUUAUUUUUGUCUGACAAAAUGGUGCUCGGGUCUCAAAAUGGAAGGUUAGUGAUUUAGGCAAAGCUUCCUUCCUUCCAUUAAAAAAAAAAUAAAAUAUAUAUAUAUAUAUAUAUAUAUAUAUAUUAUUAUAUUAUAUAAAUGUUUUAAGCCUUUUACUUUUAAAGAGCCCCGUGUAAUAGCGAAGCGAUAUGUUGAUGGUAGAAGCACAAGCAAUUGGGAAUGAAAAGCAGCCCACAUCUCAUAUCAGCUCUUUUGGUACCUAAACCUAAAAACUAGCUACGGUCUGCAGUGAAACGGCAACAAAGACACAUUGGAGCUUAAAGUCGAGGCAGCUGAUGACUGUCACUUCAAGACCAAAUUGCUUAAAAUGGCCACCGCCAUCUGUAGCAGACACACUUCAAGCAUUCCUUUAGCGACGUGUGCCUCCCCCGCACACGCACUCGUUCGGCCAUUCGGAAACACUGAGGCAAACUCCCAGAUCACAGAACAACUUAUGAAUAUACUUAAAUUCUUUUUUUUUUUCUUCUAUUGUUUGCUUCAAGGGAUCUGCACCACUAUCCGUAGUACGCCAUCCGUUCAUCUUUAUCGACUUGACAGUCUUUUGUGCCUUACUUUCCACCCCCCCCCCCCCCCCACAAACUUUCCCAGCCGCCCGCCUUAAGCGUAACUCUGGCUUCAGGGGAAAUCGCGGCUCGUUCUAUUAAAAAAAAACAAAAAAAAACACAAGUGUUUACCUUCUAAAGAUUUGUGUGCAUAUAUCCCUAUAUAUGUAGAAACUGAAUGUAAGUCAAGAUAGGCGAUGCUAGGCCGCGUAGCGCUCUUAAGUGUUGUCGCAGGCUCAUUUAACCUUGCAUUCAUUUAAGUGGACACCUAUACAUAUAUACGUUUCUAUAUUUCAUAUAUUUUUUUUUUAUGUUUAGCAUUUAGGUCUUGUAACUGAUGGUGUAGUGGCCAGGUUGCAGUGUUCUAACACACUCCCUUGAGGCCCACAAACUUCCUGGUCCAGACCUUUUUCUCUCCUUUUUUUAUUGCUGUAGUUUACUUCUUUCUCGUCGUCAGGUGUGUUUUUAUUUUUUUGCAAUUGUUGGUGGUAGUUUCCACCCCCCCUCCCCACGCACCUGACUGCUAACAUUCAGUUUGACCACCAAACUCAGGUAAUGGUACCUGUGAGAGGACAGCGGCGAGGUGUCGUUUUUUUUUUCCCCCGUUACCCUUUGGCGACUUGCCACAGUCAGGUUCUUUAGUGCACUUUUUUGUUUUUGUUUGUUUUUUUACACACCCCCAUCGCACGCAAUUCAAAAGUCUUAAAACGUCGUCACAUUCCCACAGUGCCUCCAACUGGUUCUCCACAAGCCUUUGACCACUGUAUAGUCCCGAACCAGAUGCGCGCGCACGUUUACUUUUUUUUUUUUUUUUUUCUGCGUGCGUGUGUCGUCUUCUCUAUUUUUGUACAAGAUUAUGCAUGGUUUAACAAAUGUAGCUACAGACGGUUGUUCUUGUUGUUGAGGACCAAAGUACCUUCUACACCCUGCAGUUUUGUAGUAUUGUUUUCCGCUAGUACACGCAAUUGAGUUUCCUCCCCCCUUCUAUUCCGCACGUUAGUAUUUCUCUUCUAUUCGAUGCACGUUAGAUUUUCCCUUCCGUUCCACUCACGAGUUAGUUUUCUCUUCUAUUCCACGCAUAUUAGAUUGUUUUCCCUUCUAUUCCACACGUUGUCUCCCGCCCCCCCACCGUCUAUUCCACGCAAACCGAAGGCCUCAGUUGCCUUUCCUCAGUUGCCUUUCCUCGGAUAUACCUUAGAUGCACACCUUGAGUAGAACAUCGAUACUGUAUCUGGUGCACAUGCAUUCCCCUCCCCGACGUUGCAAAGCGAGAUGGCUUUAGACUGGUGUCGAUCGCACCAUUGGGUUUUCUUGUUUGCGUUAAAAGCUUUUACGUUUCUCCUUUUUAUACGGGGUGUGGGGGUUGUUGUAUGACGCAGGGCUGACGGUUGUAUAUAUUCAUGUUUUUGUACCACGCAAUCAUCUGGAUUUAUGUUUCAAAACAUGUAUAUUUUGAUAAGACAGUACAAGACCUAUUAAACAAAAAAAAAUGGCUACCCCUUCAUCCGGGAGCUUUAAAAACAACUGUUUGUAACAAAGACAUUAAAACUGGUAUGAACACAA